AUGGAUGGCCACUAUCCGUAUCCGACCGAGUUCCAUGCCUAUCAUGGGCCUGGUCCCCUUGCCAUUGAGCACGACCCUCAGCUUUAUGCCCAUGAUGACACCAAUCCGAUGUCGACGGCGAUGCCGAACCCCAUGAUAGCCUUCUCGUGCGGCCACGGCGUCGCGGGCAAGGGUCCUCACCUGCCUGCCUUUAGCUCACAGUACCCGCUCCCCCCUGUUGCUACUCACCAGUUUGAGUACUGGCAGCCUCGUCACGCCCACUUUGAUGGCAGCGUCCGUAGUGACUCGCCUCGGUCGGACAGCCUGAGUAGCGGGUGCAUGUCCACCUACAGCUACGAUGAUGCCGUCUCGUCUACAUCAGGCUUCGAGAGCUCGCCCUCCCCUCCCGCAUACCAGGAGCCCAUGCCACUGGCUCUAUACGAGCGUGAGCCCAUGGGCGCAGUCAGCGAGACUGCUCCGCCGAUGAUACACCAAGGCAGCCAUAUGUUUGUAGCCUAUCACAACCAGAACCCCAUUGAAUACGCCUCGACAGCCGCUUCAUCUUCCCCGAAGAAGGAGUCCAUCAAGACCUCUCGCAAGACCACCACCUCCGCCCGCAAACAGUCCACGCAACCCAGGGGCGUGCAGAAACGCACCACCAGAACAGCCAAGAAGACACCCGCCCGCUCCAAAGCCCGAACCGCUCCCGACACGACCACCAAGCAGUCGACCAAGAAGUCCUCGGAACGCCGCUUUGUAUGCAGCUUUGCCCGCUACGGCUGCUCAAGCACAUUCCCCUCGAAGAACGAAUGGAAGCGUCACGUCAGCUCCCAGCACAUCCAACCGGGCUUCUACCGCUGCGAUACCGGCCGAUGCAGCCUCAACAAUCGCGAGUCUACUACUAGCUCCCCCUCGCCCUCCCUCGACGCAAACCACCAGCACCAACAAUCCGCCCUCCUCGUCAACGACUUCAACCGCAAAGACCUCUUCAUCCAGCACCAACGCCGCAUGCACGCACCCUGGGUGACAGCCAAGAACCAGCGAUCCAAGCAGUCAUCCGUGACCGAGGACGAGAAGAUGGCCUUUGAGGCGAGCCUCGAGGAGGUCUACAAGCGGUGCUGGAGGCAGCUUAGGCUGCCCCCUACGCAGAGCAAGUGUGGGUUCUGCGGGCAGGAGUUCCAGGGCCCGCAUGCGUGGAAGGAGCGCAUGGAGCAUGUGGCAAGACACUUUGAGAAGGGCGAUGCGGGUCCUGAGGAGGAGGAUGUGCCGCUGAGGGAGUGGGCUGUUGAGCAGGGGAUUAUUCGGUUUGAGAAGGGGACGUGGAAGCUUGCAGGGCUUUGUCGGAAGUAG
Messenger RNA from Aspergillus calidoustus, 1329 nucleotides. The record is from the annotation of a GenBank genome assembly. NCBI's taxonomy places the organism in Eukaryota, Fungi, Ascomycota, Eurotiomycetes, Eurotiales, Aspergillaceae.